CCGCGAGCUGUCACCGGGAACGGCGGCGGCGGCGGCGGCUCAGAGCAGGUGGUGGAGCCGCCGAGGAGGGCGACACAGCACAAUGUCAGCUUUGCCCCUGGACCAACUCCAGAUCACCCGCAAGGAUCCGAAGACAGGAAAGCCAAAGACUUCACCAGCGCUGCACCCCGAGCAGAAGGCAGACCGGUAUUUUGUGUUAUACAAACCGCCCCCUAAAGACAACAUUCCCGCCCUAGUGGAGGAGUACCUGGAACGCGCCACCUUCGUAGCCAAUGACCUCGACUGGCUCCUGGCCUUGCCUCACGAUAAAUUCUGGUGCCAGGUUAUCUUCGACGAGACCCUGCAGAAGUGCCUGGACUCCUACCUGCACUAUGUCCCCCGAAAAUUUGACGAGUGGGUGGCCCCAACCCCUGAGGUUGCUGAUAUGCAGAAGCACCUACACCGAAGUGUUUUCCUCACCUUCCUCCGCAUGUCCACUCACAAGGAAUCCAAAGAUCACUUCAUCUCCCCCUCUGCAUUUGGAGAGAUCCUCUACAAUAACUUCCUCUUUGACAUCCCAAAAAUCCUGGACCUCUGUGUGCUUUUUGGAAAAGGCAACUCGCUGCUGCUCCAGAAGAUGAUAGGAAAUAUCUUUACCCAGCAGCCAAGUUACUAUAAUGACCUGGAUGAAACCAUGCCCACCAUCCUUCAGGUCUUCACCAAUAUCCUCCAGCACUGUGGUUUACAAGGGGAUGGGGCUGGCAUCACGCCCCAGAAGCUCGAGGAGAGGGUCCGGCUGACCCCCAGCGAUAUGCCCCUCCUGGAAUUAAAGGACGUUGUUCUCUACCUGUGUGAUACCUGCACUACACUCUGGGCCUUUUUGGAUAUUUUCCCUUUGGCUUGCCAGACCUUCCAGAAACACGACUUCUGUUCCAGACUAGCUUCCUUUUAUGAAGUGGCAAUUCCCGAAAUGGAGUCUGCAAUUAAGAAGAGGAGACUUGAAGACAGCAAGCUGCUGGGUGACCUGUGGCAGAGGCUCUCCCACUCCAAGAAGAAGCUAAUGGAGGUAUUUCACAUUAUCCUGAACCAGAUCUGCCUCCGUCCCAUCCUAGAAAGCAGCUGUGACAACAUUCAGGGCUUCAUUGAAGAGUUCCUUCAGAUCUUCAGCUCCUUGCUACAGGAGAAGAGGUUCCUCCGGGACUAUGAUGCACUCUUCCCUGUGGCAGAAGACAUCAGUUUGCUGCAACAGGCCUCAUCAGUCUUGGACGAGACACGGACUACCUACAUCCUCCAGGCCGUGGAGAGCGCGUGGGAAGGGGUGGACAGACGGAAAGGCAUGGAUGCUAAAACCCCACCCAUGGCCAUGGAGCCUAAUGGAGAUUCUAACAGGGUUCUGGUGACAGCAGAGCAGGUCGGUCAAAUACCACUGCAUCCAGAAAACUCAGAGGAGGAGGAGUGCACGGGCGCAGCCGCUGCCCUAGGCCCUGCCGUGUGCGGCGUGGAGCUGGACUCACUCAUCUCCCAAGUGAAGGACCUGCUGCCAGACCUUGGUGAGGGCUUCAUCCUGGCCUGCCUGGAGCACUACCACUACGACCCAGAGCAGGUGAUCAACAACAUCCUGGAGGAGGGGCUGGCCCCUGCCCUCAGCCAGCUGGACCGCAGCCUGGACAGACAGGUGAAGCCAGACCCCACGCCUCUGCUGGCAUCUCGUCACAACGUCUUCCAGAAUGACGAGUUUGACGUGUUCAGCAGGGACUCUGUGGACCUGAGCCGGGUGCACAAAGGCAGGAGGAAGGAGGAGAACACGCGGAGCCUGGUGAGUGACAAGCGGGCAGUUACGGCACAGAAGCAGCGCUAUGAGCGGUACAGCGUGGUAGUGGAGGAGGUUCCACUGCAGCCAGGUGACUACCACGGUGAUGACUAUGAGGAUGAGUAUGAUGACACGUACGAUGGCAACCAGGUUGGUGCCAACGAUGCUGACUCGGACGAUGAGCUUAUCAGCCGCAGACCCUUCACCAUUCCUCAGGUGCUGAGAACUAAAGGGCCCGAAGAGGGGCAGGAAGAGGAGGAGGAUGAAGAGGAGGAGGAGGUUGAAGAUGAGGCUCCUAAGCCUGACCACUUUGUGCAGGAUCCUGCAGUGCUGAGGGAGAAGGCAGAAGCCAGGCGCAUGGCCUUCCUCGCGAGGAAAGGGUACCGCCAUGACAGCUCAACAGCAGUGGCUGGUGGUCCCCGGGGCCAUGGGCAGAGCCGGGAGACAACCCAGGAACGCAGGAGGAAGGAGGCCAGCAAGGCAACCAGAGCCAAUCACAACCGGAGAAGCAUGGCUGACCGCAAGAGGAACAAAGGCAUGACCCCAACCUGAGGCUGCCUUGCUGGCCUCCAGGCUCACCUCCACCCUCAGCAGCCUCAGCUGGGCAUCUGCCAGCCAGCCAUGAGCGCCUUCGUGUAGACACACAGUGCCUUAUCCCUCCGUGGAGGGCUGUGGUCACCCAGUGGGUUCCUUCCCCAGCUGCGCUGGUGGGAGAGGGACAGGGACAGACCCCCAAGGCAUCCAUGCCCAGACUUCGGGCAGCAAGAUACCACUCCGUCACCCCUGGACAGCAGGAAAAGUACUCAGAAACAGCAGAAGGCCGCAAAUAAAGUUGC
This is a messenger RNA of Castor canadensis (American beaver), 2625 nucleotides long. RefSeq names its product activating signal cointegrator 1 complex subunit 2 (gene Ascc2). NCBI's taxonomy places the organism in Eukaryota, Metazoa, Chordata, Mammalia, Rodentia, Castoridae. Gene Ontology annotation, molecular function: ubiquitin binding. Gene Ontology annotation, biological process: regulation of DNA-templated transcription. The record is from RefSeq and is a predicted model, not a curated record.